UAUGCAUCAAUGGGUUGUUAAAUUUUGCGCUACGUAUACUUUAGCACUUUACUUUCUGUUAUAUUUUAUGUAAAAAAUUUUUUACAAUAUGUCUGGAUAUACCUGUGCAUUUUGUGGAUGUCAUUCGAAGACAGCUGGAGGUGUAGCUUUGUUUUCUUUCCCGAAUCGGUAUUGCAUUGCAUUGCAGCUUAUUUUUUUAUUUACACUUCAUUAUAACCUACAAUCUCCAAAUAAUAUUAAUUAAAUUAUGAAAUCACACCUAAUGAUUGCAAUGUUAGUAUGUAUAUUAUAAUAUCCUUUUCCAAAAAAAAUGUAUAAAAAAGAUAUAGUGAAUUAUAAACAUGCAGUUUUGUGAUGGGUUUUUCAACCGAAAGUUAACAUCUAAUUUCAAUUGCAUGUUUUAGUGCCAAGUUGUGGUUGUACGCUUGCUAUUGAAAUCUGUUGAAGGACUCCGCAAAUAUAAGUUUGUGUGAGCACCAUUUUGAGGAUAAAUGUUAUUUAGUAGGAGCCUCAAGGAAACGCAACAUGCAACAUUAUUUCCAGAUGUCCAGAAAUGGGUGUGUAACAAGAAAAGCUUGAGGAGUGUUGAUAUCUUAAGAUUUUCUCCUUGUGAGAGAGAGAAUGUGAUUGAAGUACAUUUGGAAAAUGCCAAAUAGCCGAUGAUGCAGUAGAUCAGCGGGUCCAAGCAGGAGGUUAAUAAGACAGCCCAACACAAUUUAAAACUUAGGUUUUAUUAUUAAUUUUUGUGACAUCUCUAAAUCCAAGAAUAGAAAAAUUUAGACAACAGAAAUGUCACUGUCAACAUAAUUUUCGGUUUUAUAUGUGGACUGUUGGUUUAGUAAUUUAGUAUUUAAUACAUGUAGUAGUUUUUUCCUGGACUAUAUCAAAAAAUAUUUUUUGCCCAAACAAAACUUAAUAUCUCUUACCUCUGUCUUUUGAAGCUCAAACAGCGACAAGGAGAACGCGACCUUUAUUUUUUUUAUUUAAUUCAAACGAAACUGGGAAAUUUUGUUUUUUUUUGUUUAUGUUUGGAAGAGAUGCGACUUUUUUUGAUUUCUUAACAACACGUAAUUUUUUCCAAAUUAACCAUCUUUAUAUCCAUGAUAGACAUCCUGUGUGUUAAGCGAAGUACAUAUUUUCUAAGCAAUAAAUUUCUUAAAUCGGAAUAAAUUACUUAAGACAUUUUGUAAUGAUGUAAUGGGCAUCUUGAAGAAGAGAAUGGAAAAAUAUGUUUAUCAAAGGUGUAUCGGUAAAGAAAUCAAACGGGACCACUCCAUUAUUCUAUUUAUAUAACGAAGUUGGAGAAAGAUACAACAAUCCCUGCUGUUAGACGAUCAUUGAUAUUUUUCAAUUAAACAAAUACGCAAUAUCUCGGCCCCACUUGCAGAUAUCUAUGAUAAUGGGCGAGUGGUCGUAGUAACUGUGCUAACGGCCCGCGGUUCGCAUCAAGAAGAAGAUGAUGUUCUGUGAUGAGUGUCGGGUGGAUAGGUCGAAAAAUUUCUCAGCGUUUUCAGUUCUCACGGUUCGAACCCUUGUGUAAUGUUAGCGGUGCACGUUCGGCCGUCGAUUAUGUAAAUUCUGGUUAAGAUCCGCCAAACACCCUCGCAAUCGAUAUUUUUGGAGCGCAUAAGAAUCGAAAUAAAUAUUAAAAAAAACUUAUCGCGGAAUGCAAUGUAGUGAUCGCACCGUGCUAUUUCGGUUUGUUUUAAGCAUUUGUAAACAAAAGUAACAUUCCUUUACAUCUAUAUUGGGUACCGGUUUGACGAUUGACAAUUAACUGGCCUGGCCUUUAAUAGUUCGGUUUCUGUUUUAUAUUUUUUGCAGCAGACGAAUCUGUUAAACAUGCCGUGUUAUAUUUUUAGACCUGAAACGGUCUAGUCGGGGCAGCGGUCUUGACCAGAAAAUUUUUGACAUCGCGCACCGAUGUGCGUUUCGUGGGAAAUGUUCGAGUUGGAUGUCUGAAAUGUAUUUGAGGAAUUAAGACGAGAGUGCCUUGCAGAAAUCCGGAGAUGUGUAUCGAUAACUAGGUCCAUUGUACCUAACCGAUGGUAAAAAUUGUGGCUGUGAUGUAUAGGACCGAAAAAAUGUGCUGUAUCCAAAUCUUGUUGGUUUUGACUGUCGCCCGGUUUUCCGCGGGGUUACCUAGCCCACCGAAUUGCGAGUCUAUUAAAAGGGAUAUCGAGGUUAGAUGGUUCUCAGGAUUGGAAUUCGUCGAGUCUUCAGAUACGGGCUCGAUAUGCGGGGAAAACAGCUGUUGCCGCGGGAAUUUGGAGGAUAACAUGCUAGAAUAUAGCCGGUCCUUUAUAGAGAAGUAUAUAUCGGAUUCCGCGUUGAAGGUGGCCUCCCUGAUCGAAGCGAGGGCGAAAAAGUUCGACGAAAUCUUUCGCGAAAUGAUGAACAAUUCCAAACGCGAGUUCCACGACAUGUUCCAGAAGACCUACGGGAAAAUUUACCUGCAAAACUCCGAGGUGUUCAGCGAUUUCUUUAACGAACUGGAGACUUAUUACAAGAAGGGCACGUUGCACUUGGGGGACACAAUGGACUCGUUUUUCGCGAUCCUGUAUCAGAGGAUGUUCGCGGUGAUAAACGCCCAGUAUUCGUUCGACGAUAAAUAUUUGGAAUGCGUGGCGGAUUUGAUGGUCGAGAUCAAGCCGUUCGGGGACGUGCCCUACAAACUGAGCCAGCAGUUGAGGAGGUCCUUCGUGGCCACCCGCACGUUUUACAAGGCCCUGACCAGAGGCGUGGAGGUAUCGAAAGCGAUGGCUAAACUUCCGGUCGACGAGGAAUGCGUCCGGGCGUUGACUCGAAUGCAGUUCUGCGGGGCGUGCAAGGGAGAGCAGGGCGCCGGGGCCUGUUCCGAUUAUUGCAUUGGUACGGUCAAAAUAUGCCUCCGGCACCACGUCCAGUUGAACGAGGAGUGGGAUAAGUACAUAGACGCCAUAGAGAAGGUGGCCGAGAGGUUGCUGGGGCCCUACAACGUCGAGUCCGUCGUGCUACCGUUGAACAUAAAAAUCUCGGAAGCGGUCAUGAAUUUUCAAGAGAACGGGUCGCAGGUGUCCAAAAAAGUUUACUCGAAAUGCGGGGUGCCUUCGACGCGGGCCACUAGGAGCGCGUACUACGAGACGAGUUCGGACGGCGACAUGGAAAUCGACUCGGGGGCCCCCAAGAAGAAGCACAAGAAAACGCAGGAGGAGGACGAUUCGCCCGCCUUGGACAAGUUGCUGACCGAGAUCAAGUCGAAAGUGAAGGACACCAAGCAGUUCUGGCUGCAGCUGCCCUACCAAUACUGCAAUAACCAGAACGUCUCGGCCAGUCCCAGCGAUGACGGUCAGUGCUGGAACGGCACCACCAUAGGGACCUACGACCAUCAGCAGUACAAUGACAGUCCCACCCCGUCUCCUAUCAUCGGAGAACAGAUUUACGUGCUGCAGGGCAUUUCGGAGAAGCUGAGGAAAGCGCAUCAAGGUAUGGAGGUCGAAAUAGUAGACGACACGGAGGAAAGUUUCACCGGUAGCGGUUCCGGUUCCGGCGACGGCUACGACGACGACGACGAAGACGUCCGGGAAGAAAAUUACGACAAGGACGUGUCCGGCGUCGACGUCCAAAGGGGAUACCACCCGUCCAAACCGUCGACUUCUACCCCAUCCCCGGAAGUAGUCCGGGCGCAGUCCGGAGCCCCCAACGUCGGGUUGUCCGUCUCCCUAAUAGCCGCGUGUUGGUUAUGGGUUGCCGUCAAAGACUUGCUGUGAUAAUUGUAUAUUCGUAUAUAUUCGUUAAGACGGAUCGGAGUGUGAUCGAAUGCGACGAUGAAAAAGUGAUAAAGAACUAACCAGAUAGGAAAAGGAUACAAUUCUAUUUAUUUUUCAACCGCUUUAACCAGGAAGGACCGCCGAUAGGAAGGAUUACGUCGUUUGCUGCCGCAAUUGGAUUUCAGGCUACCAUUUGUCCUUUAUAUUUUUUGAUAUAGUAUUCCCGCAGUCUUAUUUCAAAAACUGUGGUGUUCGUAUUUAGGUGCCCCCGUGGUUUUUAUGUCACAUCCAGUUAAUACGUUCGCUAAGAUGUAAUCUGUUUCAUGGUAUGUAUACUUAUUUAGGUUUAUAUUUAAUAUAAUAAUAUCAUUGUGUCAUAUUUUUCUCUGUUGCCGCAACGCGCGGGAGGAGGUCCGAAAAGAUAUUUUUCAGGCUUCCUCGGCAGAAUUUUUAUAUUAUUUAAUGUGCCAUUUGCAAAGACAAAUUAAACAAUAGCGAAAAUGUUAAUGUGUAAAGAGAAUGAGAAAAUAAUUUUGAUAUACGGCGCGUAUUAAAUGCAGAAAGUGGCAGAAACGGAAGGCAGGAUUUUAAGGGCAGAUUCAUCGGCUGAUUUUGACGAAACUUCGUCGUAAUUGCAUUAAUUGAUAUUCCCAUUGUUGUUUUUUCGUUUUUGAAAAAAGAGCGGCUGAAACAAUUAAUAUCAAUUCGCAAUAAUAAAAUUUAUUGAAUUACAAAACGCGUUACUUUACUAAAACUAAAGAACAAGUAAUAAUAAUAACAAAAGUAAAUUUAGUAUUGAAGAAAAGUAAUCAAACUAUAACCAACCAAUAACGAAAUAAAUUAAAUUAAAUUUGUAGGUUUAUUUUUUUUUUCGGGAAAACAAAAAAUUCAAGUAAUAAAAAAGCGUAAUUUUUGAUCGCCAGAUCCAAAAGAAAUUGUAAUGUUUUUAAAAAGCAGUAGCGUAUCGUAUAAUAAUUAUCAAUUAGAUCACUCCCUGAGAGGCACUGAAAUGAAUCAAUUUAUUUAGUUGCACAAAUAGCAGUCAAGUACGGUACGGUAAAUUUGCUCUUAAAUUCGUUGUGCUGCCUUUCUUGUAAAAGUUAUCGAAUGAAAAUAGUAUAAUAUUAUUAUUAUUAUUAUACUUCAUCUAAGACCCUAAGGUGUUGGUUUGAGGUGAUCACUUCAUUAGGGAUAUAAGUACGUAUAAUGGGUUUCAUACUAUUUUGUAAGAAUAGCCAACAGUUUUUUACAGUUUUUUUUAUAAUUGUACUGAUUAUCAAAUAAUACGUGCGAUUGCGACUUUUCAAAAUCCGUUUCCAGAUCCGGAUUGGAAACACCGUUAAUAACCUGACUCGCUAAAAAAAACAAAUUCACUGCGUUUCACAUAAAUGAAAAUAAAUGGUUGCUGGUUUAACGCAGUUCUUGCCUAUAUCUUUUAUAAAUAUUAGCUAUUUUUAGCUAAAUGGUAGUAGAAGCGGCUCAAAUUCCCUUAUAUUUAAUUGGGAUUGAUAAAAGUGACGUCUUCCCGUAAAGCAGUCGAAAACAGUGUAGUAGACAACCAAUUGUCCGGUAUAUUUUGCAUUAAAGCAAAAAAUAUUCAGUUUUUAAUUUGUAGUGGUCAUUGUAAAUUGCGAUUGCAAUACUGUAGAUUAUAAUGUUUUUGAUAAAACAUAAAAUUUUAAAGGAGAUGAAUAUUAUUUCAUUGCUAAAAUGUGAAAUAUUAAGGAAUUUCGGAGAAAUGUUUAAGCCUGCCUGCAAGCCGAUGCCAACACCAAAGUCUUUCUCAUUUCAUUUUCCAUUUUUAAGUAAGAACUUCUACGGUUAGUAGGUAGUUAGCACUUACUGUAAACUUAAGUAGGUCGUAAAAAUGUAAAUGUAAUUUGAGGCUCGUUGACCGAUCAUUUUGCUUCACAAAUUGCAUUCGGUCGUAUCACUUCAAAUGUACUAUCGUUAAUUACAAAAAAAACUAAACCAGUUUCAAUAUCUAGGAGGAAGCUCGACUUGGUGCGACCUUAUCUAUGUAUGUGAACAGACUGUUUUGCGCGACAGAUUGCAAUAAAUUUUUGUACAAAAUUGUUAUCGAUUUAGAAAGUGUUCUUUCGGUAUCCUAAAGCUACAUAUCAACAGCAUUGUGUAAUAUUUCAAUUCAUCAAAUCAUCGUUCUGAUUAUCAGUGUGUGUAGCCAAAUUCAAACAAUUUUCGUCUAGUCAAGCGACUUCUAAAACGCGAUGUGGUACUUAGACCCGUAGCAAUUGAAAUUUAAUAAGAACGACUUAUUUAUUUAUUUAUUUUAUUAUACAGAGCGUCCGCGCACGGCGGGAUGAAUCCAAUAAAAUAUACAUUUAAUCUAGAAGUUUAUUAAGCCUUAUGUUAUAAAUUGUGAUGUUUUCUAACUUAUCUUACCUACCUGUUAUCUUAAGCUUUUAACAUUUUUUUCGCCCCCGCGAAAACGGCCGCUUUAGUUUAAUAGCUUCGAAACUUACUUUACUGCAGUAAUUUAUAGUUUGUACUGAAAUAAAUACGUCAAACCCUA
Molecule: messenger RNA, 6282 nt
Organism: Cylas formicarius (sweet potato weevil)
Lineage: Eukaryota; Metazoa; Arthropoda; Insecta; Coleoptera; Brentidae
Gene: dlp
Product: glypican-6
Exons: 3
Coding region: 2046-3749 (567 amino acids)
Biological process (GO): regulation of signal transduction; cell migration; regulation of protein localization to membrane
Cellular component (GO): synapse; plasma membrane; cell surface
Source: RefSeq, a predicted model, not a curated record